Patiria miniata (bat star) is the source of this 1095-nucleotide messenger RNA. Its product is annotated as melatonin receptor type 1B-A-like. Gene Ontology annotation, cellular component: membrane. NCBI's taxonomy places the organism in Eukaryota, Metazoa, Echinodermata, Asteroidea, Valvatida, Asterinidae. Gene Ontology annotation, biological process: G protein-coupled receptor signaling pathway. The record is from RefSeq and is a predicted model, not a curated record. Gene Ontology annotation, molecular function: G protein-coupled receptor activity. The coding region runs from base 1 to 1095 and encodes 364 amino acids. The transcript has a single exon.
AUGGAUAACUCUACGACUAACAGCACAUCGUACGAGUUUAGCGACUACACCCAGAGAGCUAUAGUAGCCACGCUGUUUUUGAUCGUGUCGCUUGUUGGAAUUAUCGGCAACUCCCUGGUGAUCAUAGCUGUAUUGCUGUCGAAGGUGCUGCAGACAACAACCAUCGCCUUCAUUGUGAAUAUGAGUACAGCGCAUUUGAUGUGCAGUUUGGUGCUUCCAUGGGAUGUGGUAGCUCUGCUGAGUACGGGCGACCUACCCCGUGGUGAUCGUGAGUGGCUCUGCAGUGUGACCACCGUCGUCGUCUCCAUCACCAUUGGCUGCGGUAUUUACACGCUUGCUUCCCUUGCCCUCAACCACUUGCUACUCAUCGCUCGACCGACAACCACGUACCUGAAGAUCUUUACACCGAAGAAGAUUGCAGUGUGGCUGAUGGUCACUUGGCUGAUUCCGAUCUUUGUCAUCCUUUUACCACCACUCAUUAAUCUGGGUGAAGUUGGCUUCAAUGACAAAUUCCACCUUUGUGGAACCAAGUCCUCUGACCAGGCCAAGUUCAUAAUCUACAACUUUAUCCGAGUUUUUGGCUUGUACCCGAUCCCCCUACUGUGCAUUAUCGUCUGCUACGCCCUCAUAUGGGCUCACCUUCGUCGCCAUAUUGGGGAAACUGUCUCCUCAGUUGGAGACGACACACCCACAAACAAGGGCAUCCCAAUGGAGGAGAAUUUAGGUGCAGGCAUCGACAGUGCUCGAUCUUCGUCAGCCUCGUUGGACACCAUCAGCCCGACUCACAUGAUCAACAAGACCAUGCCGUUUGUUGUCGGUGGUUUCAUAGUUCUUCUCCUACCGUAUGCCGUGUGUCUUUUCAUCAGCAGCUUUGAGCCAGCUGUACCAUAUGCAACUACCAUCUUGUUCUCCAGCUGUUGCGUCAACCCAAUUUUCUAUGGCAUCCGGCAUCGUGACUUCAAGAACGUUUUCGGUUGUAUCUUGCGUCGCCGAUGGAAUGACAUUCCACAACCCUCACCUUUUUUGAAAGCCACGAGGAGGAUCCAAUGUUGUAGCAAGCGGUCAGUUGUUCAUGCUGAUGAGCACGUAACCUGA